Molecule: messenger RNA, 4951 nt
Organism: Amphiprion ocellaris (clown anemonefish)
Lineage: Eukaryota; Metazoa; Chordata; Actinopteri; Pomacentridae
Gene: unc5ca
Product: unc-5 netrin receptor Ca
Exons: 18
Coding region: 356-3226 (956 amino acids)
Biological process (GO): netrin-activated signaling pathway
Cellular component (GO): membrane
Molecular function (GO): netrin receptor activity; protein binding
Source: RefSeq, a predicted model, not a curated record
GUAAACGGAGACAGUGGAGAAGGAGAGAGCGCACGGAGAGAGGAGCGGAGCUCAGUGGCGAGGCAGCAGUGGCGCUGACACGAGGGAAGGAAGGGACCCCGCGGUUAUUUCAACCACCUCAUCACAGCCUAACCUGCGCCUUUUCACACGGACUUAGACACCGGGACGAGAAGCUUUUACACGCAGCCUCCCCUCACAUUUGGGUUUUUUAUUUUUUGAGGGGGGGGACUCGGUUUGAUUCACCAGCUAGAUCCUUUUGGUGGUUGUGGAAGGCGGUAGGGUUCUCAUUUCACCCCCCCACCGUGGACGGAGGAGUUUCUGCGUGUUUACCUAUGUGCAUUACGCGCCGCCUGUAAUGGGUAAAAGUGGACAGAGAAGUGGAGUAGUAGCACUCGGGGGCUGCAGCUGGGUGAGAAUGUGCGCCACGCCGGGGAUCCUGCUUCUCCUGGUGCUGGUUCACCCAGGAGUCGGCCAAGUGAGAGAUGACGACGAUUUCCUCAGUCUCAGCGAGCUCCCAGAAACCUUCCCAUCUGACCCUCCAGAGCCCUUACCUCACUUCCUGUUCGAACCUGAGGAGGGCUACAUUGUCAAGAAUAAACCUGUCAAUCUCUACUGCAAAGCCACACCUGCCACACAGAUUUACUUUAAGUGCAACAGCGAGUGGGUCCAUCAGAAGGACCACACUGUGGAGGAGAGGGUCGACGAAAACUCGGGUCUCGUGGUAAGAGAAGCCAGCAUAGAAAUAACACGGCAGCAAGUCGAGGAGCUGUUCGGUCCUGAAGAUUAUUGGUGUCAGUGCGUGGCCUGGAGCUCCGCUGGAACCACCAAAAGCCGCAAGGCACAUGUCCGCAUUGCAUACCUGAAGAAGGCGUUUGAACAGGAACCCCUGGGAAAGGAAGUAUCCCUGGAGCAAGAAGUGCUGUUACAGUGUCGCCCUCCGGAGGGCAUACCGGCUGCUGAGGUGGAGUGGCUAAAGAAUGAGGAGAUAAUUGACCCAGCAGAGGAUAGAAACUUCUACAUCACCAUCGACCACAACCUGAUCAUCAAGCAGGCGCGUCUGUCUGACACAGCCAACUACACAUGCGUGGCUAAAAACAUUGUAGCCAAAAGACGAAGCACUACUGCGACAGUUAUUGUUUAUGUGAACGGUGGCUGGUCAACAUGGACGGAGUGGUCAGUGUGUAACAGCCGCUGUGGACGAGGCUUCCAGAAACGAACCAGGAGCUGCACUAACCCCGCCCCUCUUAACGGAGGACUCCCCUGUGAUGGUCAGGCCAUACAGAAGCUGCCCUGUACCACACUGUGCACUGUGGACGGUGUGUGGACAGAGUGGAGUAAGUGGUCGGCCUGUGGGACAGAGUGUACGCAGUGGAGGAGGAGGGACUGCAACAACCCGGCUCCUAAGAACGGCGGAAAGGACUGCGAGGGACUCGUGCUUCAGUCUCAAAACUGCACCGAUGGACUCUGUAUGCAAAGUUCAUUGUUGCAGAAGUCCACUGAGCCCAAAGAAAACAAUGAUUUGGGAGUUUCAUCUGCCCCAAGCACAGAUGACGUGGCUCUUUAUGUGGGCAUUGUCAUCGCAGUGAUUAUGUGCCUGUUCAUCUCCGUUAUCGUUGCGCUCUUCGUGUAUCGGAAGACACACCGCGACUUUGACUCGGACAUCAUUGACACCUCGGCGCUGAAUGGAGGUUUCCAGUCUGUCAAUAUAAAAACAGCCAGAUCAGCUGAUCUCCUGACGGCUCCCCCCGACUUGACAAAUGCAGCUGCCAUGUACCGCGGUCCAGUCUACGCCCUUCACGAUGUGUCAGAUAAAAUCCCAAUGACCAACUCCCCUCUCUUGGAUCCUCUUCCCAACUUGAAGAUCAAAGUCUACAACUCUUCUGGUCUGGUCACACCACAGGACGACCUCGGAGGAGACUUCACAUCCAAACUUUCUCCUAAGGUAACUCAGUCUCUGCUGGAUAACAGUGACACCAUGAACUUUCGCAACCAGAGCCUGGCCCGAACACGAGAUCCUUCCUGUACUGCUCAUGGAUCCUUCAACAGCCAGGGAGGACACCUCAUUGUACCCAACUCUGGUGUGAGUUUGUUGGUUCCAGCGGGUGCUGUUCCUCAGGGUAGGGUGUAUGAGAUGUAUGUGACUGUGCACAGGAAAGACAGCUUGAGACCCCCGGUAGAGGACAUCCAGACAGUGCUGAGCCCAGUAGUGAGUUGUGGACCUCCAGGUGCCCUGCUGACAAGACCAGUGAUCCUCACCAUCCACCACUGCGCUGACAAUGUCCAAGAGGACUGGCUUAUACAGCUAAAGAACCAACUUGCCAUGGGAGAAUGGGAGGAUGUGGUUGUAGUGGGAGAGGAGAACUUCACCACCCCCUGCUAUGUACAGAUGGACUUGGAGGCAUGUCACAUUCUGACAGAGACUCUGGGGACGUACUGCCUGGUGGGUCAGUCGAUCGGCAAAGCAGCCGCCAAGAGGCUUAAACUGGCUGUUUUUGGGCCUGUGUCUUGCACAACUUUGGACUAUCACAUCAGGGUCUAUUGUCUGGAUGACACUCAAGAUGCACUCAAGGAGGUUCUUCAGAUGGAGACACAGAUGGGAGGGAAGCUUCUGGAUGAGCCAAAGACUCUGAACUUUAAAGACAGCACACAUAAUCUGAGACUGUCAAUCCACGACGUGCCACACACACACUGGAAGAGCAAACUCAUCGCAAAGUAUCAGGAGAUCCCAUUCUACCAGGUGUGGAGUGGCAGUCAGAGAACUCUUCACUGUACCUUCACCCUGGAGAGACUGAGCUCGGCGAUCACGGAGAUCAGCUGCAAACUGUGUGUACGGCAGGUAGAAGGAGAAGGACAGAUCUUUCAGCUCAGCAACACAUUGGAGGAGGAGCUCCAGUGCAUAGACACAUCCCUAAUGGACCCUGCCAGCAAUAUCACAACCUUAGUUGGGCCCAAUGCCUUUCGCAUUCCUUUAUCCAUCAGACAGAAGUUGUGCGGCAGUCUGGAUGCACCGCAGACCAGAGGCAAUGACUGGAGGAUGCUGGCCCACAAACUCAACCUGGACAGAUAUCUGAACUACUUUGCCACCAAGUCCAGUCCGACAGGCGUGAUUCUCGAUCUCUGGGAGGCCCAACACUUCCCCGACGGAGACCUAAACGAACUGGCCGCCGUGCUGGAAGAAAUGGGUCGCCAUGACAGUAACCUCGCCUCCAUGACAACGGAACACUGACAAAGCAGUGCGGUUACCAUGACAAUGACAGAACUCUGAAGAUGAUUACACGUGAAUUCUCUACGGUUGAUACUGCAGCAAGGGCAAUGAACAAAUUAGAUGUGAGAGAAAGGAAAGUUGUCACCAUGGUGAUUGAGCAGCGGUUAAAGACCGUGGUAAUCAUGAUGACAUGGUAAUAGAUAGAAGGAGAGGGGCUUGAGCUGGUGUGAGAACUAUACAUGUAUCUUUUCGUGUGUGUAUUUACGAGAUGUUGCAGUGUCGUAUGUGACCGAAGGAGGAGAAAACCCUACCUAACUGUCAGGAACAAACAAAACAUACAUGCGCCUAAAAAAAAAACAAAGACCUUGUCUAUCGUAACACUAGGUGUUCUCUUGCUGUUACUUUAAUACUGAACAAAGACAAGCAGAAGAAAAGGAAAAAGAAGUAAGAGAGGUACUGACCUUGGAAACCUUCUAUAGAAAUGGAACAGAACCAUAAAGGAAGAGAAGGUAAACUGAUUACAGCAGAGUGGGAGAAGGUAAAUUGAGGAAAAAGAAAGAGUGAGUUAGAAACUGUAGAAAGAUGAGCGCAAACACAGAGAGAAGCUAAAGUGAUUACAAAAGAGAGGGAGGACAUAAACACAAAAUGAUGGAAGCCAUGGCAGGUGAUCAUCUGGAUGGAAAACAGAUAAUGAGAGUGGAGAUAAAUAAGUGGCUCUUCUCUUGUGAGCCUUGGCUGUACAUGUUUGCCAGUACAGUUUGUUGUCUUUAUAUCGUUUCUUAGGGAACGCUCUAUGUAUUCUGCUGUCCAUAUGUGUGGAUCAUUUCCUGCUAACAGAAUUUGCUACACAGUGACUGUCAAUCAAGGGUCCUGACCAGAAACAAGCCCGAGACAACAGGUUUACCCUUUUGGCUGGUAUCAAAUCAGUUAGUUGUAGAAUAAGGAUGGAGUUUGUGGCUUUCCUCCAAAAUGCAUGAAGAUAUUAAAUACUCCAGGUUACAGGAAACUGAACACAAAGGCAACUGACAGUUGCUGUCAGUGACAGUAAAAAAAAAAAGCCAAUCCAAAGAUGAUUACACUCCUGUUUAAUGCAGGGUAUGUUUUUUAUUUGCCACUUUUAGUAGUACAUGACAGACUUGUAAACUUUUUCGGUUUAAAGUGUAUGUAAGAUGGCACUUACGAUAUUCAGAUAAAAGAAGCAGACAUCCACACCAUUCAUUCUUAUGCUCAGUAUCCUGCAGCACAGUAUACUAAAAUAUUUGCUUUAUAGGAAUCAGCAUUUUCAUUUAUUUUUAUUCUCCAAAAAAGCAGGUUUCCCAUUACCAAACUGCUAAUAGUAAACACAUCUCUACCAAUACAUUUCAAACAAAAAUCACCAUGCUAUCUGUAGUAAAGCUGCUGCUUUAGUCCUUCACAAAGAAGAGCUGUUUGUGGAUGCAGGGUGAAGUACUCCAGUCUUGUCUAAGCAUUUGGUUAACCACAAUCUCAAAUUCAGGAGUCUUUCUGCUAGUGUUGGGGCUUGUUUCUGGGCAGGGUCUAACUCAGAGAAAAGAGAAACAAAGCAAAAAGGAAUGAACCGGAAGUGAAAACGCAAGCGUUUUUUAAUACAUUUACUAUACAAAGUACCAUUGUAUUAUGUGAUAGUGAAUUAAAUACAGCCGAUAUCAUUCAUUACCGCUAAAUAUACCCAAUAUACAGAUUUUAUCAAUCAUAUUUUAAUUUACUAAUAUAUAUAUAUAUAUAUAU